Drosophila guanche is the source of this 992-nucleotide messenger RNA. It is a transcript of the gene MED8, whose product is annotated as mediator of RNA polymerase II transcription subunit 8. Gene Ontology annotation, molecular function: transcription coregulator activity; RNA polymerase II cis-regulatory region sequence-specific DNA binding. NCBI's taxonomy places the organism in Eukaryota, Metazoa, Arthropoda, Insecta, Diptera, Drosophilidae. The coding region runs from base 59 to 817 and encodes 252 amino acids. Gene Ontology annotation, biological process: regulation of transcription by RNA polymerase II. The transcript has a single exon. The record is from RefSeq and is a predicted model, not a curated record. Gene Ontology annotation, cellular component: mediator complex; core mediator complex.
UCACACUGUCCGGUGCUAUUCAUUUUCGGAAAUUAGAUUUUAUUAAAAUAAAACGGAAAUGCAGCGCGAAGAAAAACACUUUGAGAUGACGCUGGACGCCGUCCUGCAGCGCCUGAACGACUUAAAGCUGGCGGUGCUGGCCAUGAUCCAGAAACUGGAGAUGGAAUUCGAGACCAUUAACUGGCCAACAUUUCUGGACAAUUUUGCCAUAAUUUCCAGCCACUUGACAGGAUUAACGAAGAUUCUGGCCAAAGAGCAGUGUCCACCGCUAAGGAACCGAACGGUGCUGCCGCUGCUGGUGUCCAUGGAUCGCGACGAGACGCUAAUAGGCAUCACUGAGGGACGCGUGCCGGUGUUCUCGCACGACAUUGUGCCGGACUAUCUGCGGACGCGUCCCGAUCCCCUCACCGAGCAGAAGAUGCAGGCGAACGAGCAGAAGGCGGCAAAUCUCACCAACGAUGCGGCCAUGAAGCAGGUCACCCAAUACAACAAGGUUGUCUCCCACGUCCUGGACAUGGUGAGCAAGGCCCGCGAGGAGUGGGAGAUUGAGUCCUCCUCGCGCACCGGCAUCCAACAGACCAGCAGCAUGGCCGACACCCAGCUCCUCGUUGCAGCCGUGGGCAUGGGCAAGGGCAUGAAGAUGACCAGCUACGGCCCCGGGCCGAACAUGAUGGUUCCACCCUCAAUACGCGCCUCCUCGCCUAUGGGCGGCCCCGCCAUGAGCCCGGGCAACGUGCAGCAGCAGCUCGGCAAGGCACCCUCAGCGGUGAAGACCAACAUCAAAGCGGCCAACCAAGUGCAUCCCUUCUCGCGAUAGAGCUAAAAUCAUAAAUUUGUGUAUAUUGUUGCGUUUUUCCGAGAAGGAGUACAGAGUUAGCGGUUCCCGUGUGUGUGGGGGAAUGUAUCGUCUUAAUAAAUUAUAAAUAAUACACCUAAUCCUAAGGCUAUAAUUAAGCAAACAUAAACGUGAACAAGUUCAAAAAAAGUCAAAA